UAGGUGGCCUAAAUCUAGCUCGCUUGGUUCUAUCCAGUCCACCUGGUUGCUUCUUCACUCCAAAAACUCACGCUCGCCAUGGCCAUUACCAUGGCCUCGACCUCCUCCCCUGUCGCCGCCCUGAAGCACCCCCAUUUUCUAGACUCCAAGCCCCUCAAGCCUCUCAAACGCGCGAGAACCCGCUCAUGCGCCCUCGCCGACGCCGACGCCGCCGCGGCCGCCCCCCGCACGUCCCAAGCGGAGCUCCGGCCGGACUCUAAAAACGCGCCCGCGCUCUCCGCUGAGAUCCGCCGUCUCGUUCGUGCAGGCCGCCUUCGCUCUGCGCUCUGCCUCCUCGACCAUUUAUCCCACCGCGGCGUCCCAGCGAGCCCCUCAGCCUUCACUGCUCUCCUCUCCGCAUGCCGCUCCCUCGCCCACGCCCGUCAGAUCCACGCCCACCUCCGUGUCCACGGCCUUGACUCCAAUGAGUUUCUCCUAGCUAGGCUCGUCGAGGUUUAUCUUGCGGUCGGUGCUGCUGAGGAGGCCCGCCAGGUGCUCGGCGGUUUGCCCAGGGCCAGUGCCUUCUCGUGGAAUGCUUUGCUCCACGGGCACGUUCGCAGGGGGCGGAGAGAGGCAGGGGAUGCUGUCGCUGGCGGGUUUGUGGAGAUGCGUGCUGCUGGGGCUAAUGCGAACGAGUACACGUACGGCUGUGUCCUCAAGUCCAUCUCUGGGAGUGCCAGGCCAUCCAUGGUCAUGGCCACCGCCACACACGCCAUGCUGGUCAAGAAUGCAUUUGCAGGUGCGCCGGGCAUGCUGAUGACUGGCCUCAUGGAUGUCUACUUCAGGUGCGGGAAGGUGAAGCUGGCGAUGAUGGUGUUUGAGGAAAUGCCAGAGAGGGAUGUUGUUGCAUGGGGGGCAGUGAUUUCUGGGUUCGCACACAAGGGGAUGAAGAGGGAGGCACUGGAGCAUUUCCGGUGGAUGGUGGAAAAUGGAGUCAAGGUGAACUCGGUGGUGCUCACCUCAAUCGUGCCAGUUAUUGGUGAUUUACGUGCACGGAACUUAGGGAGGGAGAUUCAUGUGUUGGUGCUGAAGAAGUUUCCAGACCGUAAAGAUGUAGCAAAGGUCCACGCAGGGCUGGUAGACAUGUACUGCAAAUGCGGCGAUAUGGUCUCUGGGAGGCGAGUGUUCUAUAGCACCAAGAAGAGGAAUGCUGUCUCAUGGACAGCAUUAAUGUCUGGGUAUGCAUCCAAUGGGAGGCCAGAUCAGGCGCUGAGGUGCAUAGUUUGGAUGCAGCAAGAAGGAAUCCGACCAGAUCUUGUUGCGGUUGGUACUGUUCUCCCAGUAUGCACAAAAUUGCGAGCAUUGAGCGAGGGGAAGGAAAUCCAUGCAUAUGCUUUGAGGAGGUGGUUCCUGCCAAAUGUCUCAUUAUGCACUUCACUCAUCACCCUGUACGGUGCAUGCUGUCAUUUAGAAUACUCUCGCAGGGUGUUUCAUGCUAUGGAUAAGAAAACUGUACGAGCUUGGACUGCAUUGGUUGAUGCCUACCUAAAGAACAGAGACUCUUCAACUGCUAUUGAAGUGUUUAGAUCAAUGCUGCUGUCGAACCGUCGGCCUGAUGCUGUUGCCAUCACCAGGAUACUGAGUGCCUGCUCUGAUAUUGGAGCAUUACAACUCGGCAAGGAAGUUCAUGGUCAGGUGUUGAAGUUGCGGAUGGAACCUCUCCCGUUAGUUGCGGCAGAACUUGUUAACAUGUAUGGCAGGUGUGGGGACCUGAAGGCAGCACAGAGGGUGUUCAAUCGAACAGAGUCCAAGGGAUCCCUGACGUGCACUGCAAUAAUAGAAGCUUAUGCAAUCAACCAGCGGCACAAGGAGGCACUGGAUCUCUUUUCAUGGAUGCUGUCAAAUAACUUUGCCCCAACUAUUGUCACCUUCAAUGUGGUUCUGAGAAUCUGUGAUGCAGCAGGAUUGCAUGAUGAAGCUCUCGAGAUUUUUGACUCCAUGGUACAAGGGUACAACCUGGAAGCAUCUGAAGAGAAUUAUGACUGCAUCAUCAGCCUUCUUACUAGUGCUGGCAGGACUGCCGAAGCACAGUGUUUUGCUGAUUUGAAAGCUGCACUGUUUAGUUCACCUGCUCCUUUUUUGGAUUUUGAACAGCACUAAUUUUGUAAAUAUAAUUUUUGUCCUCCAUUCUAAUAUUAAUAGAAGAUUUGUCAAAAUGAUACUGAUAAGAA
Molecule: messenger RNA, 2210 nt
Organism: Triticum aestivum (bread wheat)
Lineage: Eukaryota; Viridiplantae; Streptophyta; Magnoliopsida; Poales; Poaceae
Product: pentatricopeptide repeat-containing protein At1g71460, chloroplastic
Exons: 1
Coding region: 79-2139 (686 amino acids)
Biological process (GO): RNA modification
Molecular function (GO): protein binding; RNA binding
Source: RefSeq, a predicted model, not a curated record